Ilex paraguariensis (yerba mate) is the source of this 513-nucleotide messenger RNA. NCBI's taxonomy places the organism in Eukaryota, Viridiplantae, Streptophyta, Magnoliopsida, Aquifoliales, Aquifoliaceae. The record is from the annotation of a GenBank genome assembly.
GUAUCUGAUACUAUGAGAGAGUAUAUAAUUACCAAGAUUAGACAUUUUAAAAUUGUAAUCAAAAUAUAAUAAUAAAAAUAAAUGAUGCUUUGGUCCAAAAAUUCACAAUAGAUUACUAGAUAUAGUAUUUAGCUAUCAUAAAGUGGUGGGUUUUUUUAUGAAUAAUGUAUGAUUAUCACUAUGCUUGCAAUAAAUUAUAUAGUUUUGCAGGGCUACCCACUGACCCCACUACAAUUUUGAAAAUAUUUGGGAUGCAUUUAGCAUUUCAAAAUUUUAGGAUCUUGCUCCCAUUGAAAUAUUGUAAAAGAUUUAGGGGUAUUAUGUAUUUUAAAUCUAGGGCUUCUGCAAAUUUGGUAGACUUGCAGGUUGAGUGGGGUCCAUGUGUCGGCCUCUACGUAUUUGGGGACUAUAGAGCUAAAAUGAAACAUAAAAAAAUAAAAAAAACAGAUUUAUCUUUACUCCAACAAAAUUUGUCCCAAAAAAAAGUCUCCAACAAAAAUUUAAAGUGAUCCC